AGCCUAUUCAUGUCACGCUGAAGUGCCCUAACAACUGCUUGGACUGGCUUGUCCCUCUUGUGUGAUGUCAUCCAAUGGACGAGUGGCUGGCGGCUGCGAUGCGCAUGUAUGCAGUCCACUGCCUCAACGCAUCACAGCGAACCGCACUUGACAGCUUGCCAGGUUAGAGGAGGGAAAAAACACACACCAUUCAAGGGAGGAAACCAGACCUGCUGAGUUUCCACCAGCCAGCCGUCAUCCGCAUCCACCCGAGGUAGAGGGCAUCUACUCCCAUCGACAUCUCGUACAUCGUUUUUUUUUUUUUUUUUUGGGAUUAAUUAUGUUUCUGUUCUAACGCACAGAUGACAGCGUAACCGAGGCAGCAAGCUGUUAAGAUACCCAAACACAGCCGCUUUGUUGAAUAGGAUCUGUUGUGACUGGACAUGAAUUCGGCGGAACAGACGGUUACAUGGUUGAUUACGCUCGGUGUGCUGGAAUCGCCGAAGAAGACCAUCUCGGAUCCUGAAGCGUUUCUGCAGACCUCCCUGAAAGAUGGAGUGGUCUUGUGUAGGCUGCUGGAGCGGCUCAGCCCGGGGUCCACGGAGAAAAUUUACCAAGAACCGAAAAACGACGGCGAGUGUCUUAGCAACAUAAAGGAGUUUCUCAAGGGCUGCACAUCGUUUCGCGUUGAGCCAUUUGAGGCCAGUGACCUGCUGCUGGGACUGAACUUCUCAAAGGUGCUGAGCAGUCUGGUUGCUCUGAAUAAAGUGACUGCAGAUAUCGGCGUGGGCAGUGAUUCAGUGUGUGCCCGACACUCUUCAGCCCAUCGCAUCAAGUCGUUUGAGUCGCUUUCCUCUCAGGCUUCACUGGGCCGAUCCUCCAAGCUGAUGCAGAACCAGUUUCGCAGUCUGGACAUGUCAGAAAACAGUGGACAGCAGCUGCUGGUGAAGGCACGUUUCAACUUCCAGCAGACCAACGAGGAUGAGCUCACCUUUGCCAAGGGUGACAUCAUCAGUGUGACUCGUCAGGAGGAUGGUGGCUGGUGGGAGGGGAUGCUCAGUGGCAGGACUGGGUGGUUUCCUAGCAACUAUGUGCGUGAGGUCAAAGGCUCUGUGUCCCCCAAGUCUGGCACUCUUAAGAGCCCACCUAAAGGCUUUGACACUUCUGCAAUCAGCAAGACGUACUAUAACUUGGUGUUGCAGAACAUUUUAGAAACGGAGACAGAAUAUUCCAAGGACCUUCAGAGCCUCCUGACGAACUACCUGCGACCUCUUCAGAGCAUUGACAAUCCUGUCUUUUCCUCUAGACUGAGCAGCUCAGAUGUGGCUCUGAUUCUAGGCAACCUUGAGGAGAUCAGCACCUUCCAGCAGAUGCUCGUCCAAUCGCUGGAGGAGUGCACCAAGCUUCCAGAGAGCCAGCAAAGGGUGGGAGGCUUCUUCCUCAACCUCAUGCCACAGAUGAAGGCUCUUUAUGCCGGUUACUGCUCCAACCACCCCUCUGCAGUUAAUGUGCUCACCCAGCACGGUGAAGUAUUGGGGGAGUUUAUGGAGGGGAGGGGUGCAGUCAGUCCUGGGAUCCUCACCCUGACCACAGGUCUCAGUAAACCCUUUAUGAGACUCGACAAAUACCCCAACUUACUCAAAGAGCUGGAGAGGCACAUGGAGGAGAGCCAUCCUGACCGGCCAGACAUUCUGAAGUGCAUGGCGUCUUUCAAAAAUCUGUCUGCUCAGUGCCAGGAGGUGCGAAAGCGGAAGGAGCUGGAGCUGCAGAUUCUCACCGAGUCCAUCCGGCUAUGGGAGGGGGAUGACAUUAAGACCCUGGGCUCUGUGCUCUACAUGAGCCAGGUCUUAGUCCAGACUCCUGGCUCAGAGGAAAAGAGUGAGCGUUACCUCAUGCUCUUCCCUCACGUCCUCCUCAUGUUGUCUGCCAGCCCCAGGAUGAGUGGCUUCAUAUUCCAGGGAAAAUUGCCCCUGGCCAGCAUGACAGUGGCCAAACUAGAAGACUGUGAAGCCCAUAAAAACGCCUUUGAGCUCAAUGGUACAAUGUUUGACCGUCUCCAGGUGGUGUGCACCAACCAGCAGGACCUGCAGGACUGGGCGGAACACCUGACCAGACAGAUCAAGCACACUGCAGCCACAGCACCCAGCCACAAACCACUCACUGUUCCCUGCCACACGCUCCCAUCUCACCCUCUCACCCCGUCCCGGCAUGCUGAAGGAAGGGCCAUGACAGUGGCCCCCACCUACCACACACUGCCUCACCCCUCCUCCCAUGGAACGUCUCACAGCACCCUGAUGUGGGGCCCACUGGAACCACCCAACACCCCCAAACCCUGGAGUCUGAGCUGUCUUCGGCCUGCACCCCCUUUACGACCCUCUGCAGCCCUCUGCUACAAGGAGGAUCUUAGUAAAAGUCCUAAGAGUGUGAAGAAGCUCCUUCCCAAGCGCAAGCCUGAGAGAAAACAGUCUGAGGAGGAAUUUGCCUUGAGGAAGAGUACAGCUGCUCUGGAAGAAGAUGCCCAGAUCCUGAAAGUUAUUGAGGCAUACUGCACCAGUGCCAAAACCAGGCAGACUCUUAACUCCACCUGGCAGGGCACUGACCUGAUGCACAACCACGUGCUGGCCGACGUGGACCGGUCCUGUAUGGACUCGCCGGGCCGCCGUAGCAGCGUGUCACGGCCGGAAUUGUCCUCUGACCUUUCGGAGGACUCUGACUAUGACUCCAUCUGGACCACCCACAGUUACAGGAUGGGUUCAGUGCCGCGUAAGAGCUGCAUCUCUCACCAGAACUAAAGAACGUACAGUACUGCCACGCUGUACUGCAAUGUAACGUACAGCGCGCUUACCUCUUUUACCUUCAAUGUAUUAAAAGAAACUAGAUUUUUUUAAUUUAUCUAUUUAUUUUCUAUUAUAUAUUUGUUAAUUUUUUGUUAACUUAUUUGGUUUAUUUAUUUUUAGACUGUUUGUUUUAAGAUGUUUUAAGCAUCUCCCUGUUGCCUUUGCCACUUUCCCUUUUAUGUGCCUCCUCUCUAUGUGUAGUUGUCAUGCAGUAAGUGUUUGGUAAUUCUUGUUCAUUUAUCUUGAAUGUGACCACUCCCCUUGUUUGACCAUAAAUGUGGCGGACUGUCAGCAGGGAGUGCAGGGAUGUUGGAGUGGAAUAUAGGGAAGGGAUAACCAGGGGAGGGAGAGAUGGGGACUGAGCUUUUCCUGUCUGAUAUUCAGAUGUAAUUCAGGAACGAGUGUAUUCUAUUUACCAUGUACUACUUCUCUCCGGUAUGUGUUUCUGGAGUAUGUAUGCUCAAACAUAGCACAGAUGCCACACACACACGCACAGGUUCAGGCACAUAUGCCCCUGCUGCCUGAUAAUAUAGCAGCAUGCAAAUGAAAUAUCCAAAUUCUUAACAUUUUAUAUCAUUGCUGUUUUCUUAAUUUGAAUCUUUUAUCAUGUUGCCAGUGCUAAGCAGGAUUGAAUUUAACAUGACCAAAAGCUACUAAAUACUAAAAAUCCUUGCUAAAUUUAAUAGUUUGUGAAUCACAGUUCAUUAUUUAAUGUAGCUGCUACAGAUAGAGGAGAUUAUCACAUAUACUUCACUCUCUAGUCAAGCGUUUUCCAGCUGGAUAAAAGCUGAUGCACUAAGAAUUGUGAAUAUAAAGAGUCAGUUCAACCAAAUUACAAAAAACAUAUUUUCACACUUAGCUGUAGUUGUACCCAGCCAUGCAGAUAGUUUCAGUUUUAUUUGCCCAGGUUGUGAGAUAUCUUUCUCUGAGAUUUAUGUCUCAACUCCAAUACAAUCGAAGUGAGUUAAUUUACUUCUGGUGCUCGCAGCUUUGAAACAUGACACUUAAAUAAAUUCCACACCAAUGUGUCUUUCCAGGAUCAGUGUCCCCAUUACUCUGGAUAAUCCAAAGACCUCACUAUCAACAGUUUUAAUUCAAACCACUUCCUACUGAAGAAAGUGUCACUGUGAAAACUGUUUAGUUUAUGUUUUCAGUCCUGUGAGCACCACAGACUAAAUUCCAGUUAACUACAGUGUAAUGUUGUGGAUGCAGAAAUCUCAGAGUCAGUAACCUGGCCAACUUUCUGCAUCAGUAGAUACCAUCUCUAGAGUUAAGUGAGAAAAUAUGUUUUGUUUUUGUUUUUUGGUGAACUGACCUUUUUAAGUCAAUACUUUUAAUAAUUUAAUGUAUUGUGUAGUCUCCUAAGCAUCAUCCUUUAAAACCUGAUCUUCCAUCCAGUAAUGUUGCUGUCUGUCAGUGGUUCUACAGGGUUGCAUUUAUAUUUAGUUUUAAACCUCAAGUUAGUGCAUUAACAAAAUAAAAAGAUUCAUUUAAACCAGGCAUAGCAUACCAGCCCGACACUAAUAAACUGUAAACUACAGCCUAACGCAGCUACAGUCUGGUAAUACAAAUCAAAUACCUUUGUUUAAUGUCUCCUGCUAGUUAAAGGAAUAGUUCGAUGUUUUGGAAAUUUGCUUAUUCGCUUUCUUUCUGGAAGCUAGCUGAGAAGCUUGAUACAACUCUCGGCAGGUCAGCUAGCCUGGCUCUGCCCAAAGGUAACAAAAUCCAGCUACCACCUCUAAAGCUCACUAUUUAGCUCGCCGGUGGGUUAUUUUAACCUUUGGACAAAGCUGUUUCCCAGUUUCCAGUCUUAAUGCUAAACUAGGCAAAACAUGUCCCAACUCCAGCUCUAUACUUAACACACAAACAUGAGAUUGAUAUUGAUUUUCUUGUCUCACUCAUGGAAAGAAAGCAAAUUAGCGUAAUCUAAUUCCUUUAAGGUGUAGCUGUUACCAGGGUCUGACAAUUUGACCAGGUUAGCGUAACGUCAAAGACAAACAUCCCUUGUGUCACAACAAACUAGCACCUAUGCCAGGGCCUCAUGAGCCAGACUGCCUUUGUGUUGUCUGGCUUGCGAGGUUUCCCAUGCUAUCUCUUGCAUUAAUGACUAUUUUUAUGAAGAAGUAUUUUUCCAGUAUUGGUAUUAAAAGUACAGGUUGGUCUAUCUCCUCUUACAGCUAGCAAUGUGAGUGACAUAUGGAAUAUAUUGGUCCAUGUUACAGUACUAUUUACUGUUUCUGAAAUGAUUUCUUUAUUGUAUUCAUUUUUUGUAUACAGGCGUUUUUUUAUUUAUAUUUUAUUCUGUAUGUCAGUGUUUACAAAAUGAUCCCUGGAAGAAUCAUUUGUUUUUUUUUUUUGGGUUUUUUUUUUGGUUUUUUUUUUACAAUUUAUUGCUCUGUAUCAAAGUUUACACUGAAUAUUAUAACAUGAAGUGUUUGAAUUAUUUUGCACAAUCAUGUAACGGGCCAGUGGGUGUGGGGGAUAGAAUCUGUUCAAUUCUAUACUUUUUGUCAUCUACCUAGAGUGUGUAUGAUAUAGUCUUAAAGGUAGACUUGAGUAUUCAGUGUUACUGUAAAGUAAAUGCUCAUUCGUAGUGUAAAUGCUCACCUUCUGUGUUUUGAAAGCAUUGCGGGUUAAAAAAGAAACAAGAGACCGUGAUUAUACGGAAACAUUUCUAUGUGAACUACUCAUUCAACCUCAGAAUACUGUCAGAGUGGACUUGAAAUAAAAGAGCACAUAGUCUCCCUUUCUGUAAAUACUAGUUGUCCUGGAGCAAGAAAAAAAACAUUCUACCUUCUAUGAGUAUUUGAGCUAAGAAUAUCACUGUCCUUAUAUCAUGUGCUAUACUUUGUGACAGGUGUAUUCUGUGGUUUAAGAAACUAAGUCAAUAUGUGGGACAGGCAGGGCAAAGAGACCAACUGUCUUUGACCAACAUUGUCCUCUGUGUGCUCUAAUGCUGUAUUCAGUUCACACAUGUGACCAUGUCUUAUCUGCAAACAGCGCCUUCGGUGUAUUUGUUCAACACUGCUGAAGUGUUCAAGUCCCAAACGCUGUAUUAUGAGUUUUGAAUAAAUCUGUCUUUUGGUAGA
Siniperca chuatsi (mandarin fish) is the source of this 5905-nucleotide messenger RNA. It is a transcript of the gene arhgef7a, whose product is annotated as Rho guanine nucleotide exchange factor (GEF) 7a. Bases 423 to 2771 code for a protein of 782 amino acids. The record is from RefSeq and is a predicted model, not a curated record. NCBI's taxonomy places the organism in Eukaryota, Metazoa, Chordata, Actinopteri, Centrarchiformes, Sinipercidae. The transcript is spliced from 19 exons. Gene Ontology annotation, molecular function: guanyl-nucleotide exchange factor activity; protein binding.